Messenger RNA from Penaeus vannamei (Pacific white shrimp), 370 nucleotides. Lineage: Eukaryota; Metazoa; Arthropoda; Malacostraca; Decapoda; Penaeidae. The record is from RefSeq and is a predicted model, not a curated record.
GGACACGAGUGUCGUCGGGACGCCAUGUGUGAGGGCGGAUACGCCUGCAUGUUCGUGUGCCAAAAGCGCAUCAAGCGUGGGCGUGAGGGCGCCAGGUGCCGCAAGGAGCGGGAUUGUGGAGCAGGGAUGUGCUGCGCCCGUCGCCAUGGAGAGCAGGUGUGUCAGCGGCGUGUGCCGUUGGGCCACAAGUGCUACGUCCCUGAGGGCGGCCUCGACUACUCCAUGAACCAGCUUUGUCCGUGCGAGAGCGGCCUUGUGUGCAAAUACACGGCUCAACAGCCUCCUUCCAGGCACCAGCUCAUGGCCCUCAUGUCGGCGCACGAGGACAUGCGCUGCGCAGCGCCCUCGCACCGCGUCGACUGACAUGUCA